CAUCAAGACGCCAACACCAAAGGGGUCAACUCGUACACCCUGAGCAUGAAUAACGAUGUUGGACAGUCUGACAUCACGUACGACAUCAUCAAGGUGGAAACGCCGGUAACCCCGGAGCCAGGUAAGGAAAGGUCAUGUGAUGAGUUUGACUGAGGGAAAACCAGGGGCAAGGUAAGGAAAGGUCAUGUGAUGAGUUUGACUGAGGGAAAUCCGUAGCCAGGUAAGGAAAGGUCAUGUGAUUAGUUUGACUGAGGGAACCCAGGAGCCAGGUAAGGAAAGGUCAUGUGAUGAGUUUGACUGAGGGAACCCCGGAGCCAGGUAAGGAAAGGUCAUGAGAUGAGUUUGACUGAGGGAACCCAGGAGCCAGGUAAUGAAAGGUCAUGUGAUGAGUUUUGCUGAGGAGACCCAGGAGCCAGGUAAGGAAAGGUCAUGUGAUGAGUUUGACUGAGGGAACCCCGGAGCCAGGUAAGGAAAGGUCAUGUGAUGAGUUUGACUGAGCGAAAACCAGGGGCCAGGCAAGGAAAGGUCAUGUGAUGAGUUUGACUGAGGGAACCCCAGAGCCAGGUAAGGAAAGGCCUUGUGAUGAGUUUGAGGUAACCCAGGAGCCAGGUAAGGAAAGGUCAUGUGAUGAGUUUGACUGAGGGAACCACAGAGCCAGGUAAGGAAAGGCCUUGUGAUGAGUUUGAGGUAACCCAGGAGCCAGGUAAGGAAAGGUCAUGUGAUGAGUUUGACUGAGGGAACCCCAGAGCCAGGUAAGGAAAGGCCUUGUGAUGAGUUUGAGGUAACCCAGGGGCCAGGCAAGGAAAGGUCAUGUGAUGAGUUUGACUGAGGGAACCCCAGAGCCAGGUAAGGAAAGGCCUUGUGAUGAGUUUGAGGUAACCCAGGAGCCAGGUAAGGAAAGGUCAUGUGAUGAGUUUGACUGAGGGAACCCAGGAGCCAGGUAAGUGUUACGAACUUUGUUAUGCUUCAACUAUCUCCAAAUGUUACAAUCUUUUCAUACUUGAAAUGUUACGGCUCUCUCUCCGUUGUCUAGGGUGUAUGACAUAAAACGCAAAAGGUCCAUUGUAACAAUAUAUAUAAUAUUUAUUCGAUACUUCAUAAAUCAGGAUACUGCUAUUUAAUGACAAUAUAUAUAGAGCGUAGAACAUUCAUCAGUCCAACUACCACUCUCUCCUAUCACUACUGCUAACGCUGACGUCUAACUGACUCCGACUCUCACUGGCUCUGACUAACUCUGACUGACUCUCUCUCUCACUAACCUCUAGGCAACACACAUCCCUUUUAUACAACCACAUAACAACUCAGCCUACGCAACCGUUCCACAUCACGGACUAACUUUCACGCUCUGACCACUCGACCAACAACUCACAAAACACUCCCACGAUUUACGACUUCCCCUACCCAACACUCACAACAACUCUCACUCACAACAACUCUCGCUCACAACAUUCCUCCCCCCUUUCGUUGACAUCACUCACAGUAGUGAUGUCACACUCCAAAAUGACAUCACAACAUUGCAAUAACAAAAAAUGAACAGUUUUUUUAUCGCUAGAAUUCCAAUAUCAAGUAAAAAAACACAACAACUCUCGCUCACAACAUUACAAUGGCAUUCCUAGUCAGUGUUAACUACAUCCUCGGCAAAACAUCCUAAAGUAAGAUUACAUCACCAUCACAAUAAACCAUCACCCUAAUUUCCUGUUCUCUAAAAUUAAAACAUGACAAACCAAAGAAACUUUCGACCAGAAAUGAGGGAAAAACUGACUUUAAAGAGAAAAAAAAAAUUGUCAACAUCUGUAAUCCUAUGGACAGCCAUAAAUUGUCCCGCCUGUUAGUACACUCAAUGAGGGCGGGAUAUUCCGCUUGUCUGUCGCUUUCCAAAAAGCGUGCACAUUUCUCCCCCAGCUCACAACAUUUUCUACAAACACUACUUUUCUCCCCUGGCUUAACAAGUCAGCCUCUACAAGCAAUUUGAAUAAUACUUUACAAGGCAAAUAGUUACACAAAAAUUCAAUACAUAUUGUCAAAAUCAAAUCUUCACAUAACCCAGUGAAACAAAAUUUACAUUCCUCACCUCCCAACUCAUGGCAACACCUCUCAAAUAAAACCAAAACCUUCAAUACAUUCAAAGCUUGAGCGCCUCCGGCUCUCAUGACAUAAUACACCAAUUUUAUAAAACACAUCAAAAACAAAAUCAAAACAUCCCCCACCUAAACCCACAUGACAUAAUUUAUUAUGAAAAAACAUUAUUUCUAUCCCCUGGUCCCACAUCAGGACAAAAACUCACGUCCUCCACGGACUCCAAGUGACAACGGUCAACAACAAGACUGUCUGAGUCUAAACCAGACCUGCUACUACACUGGCUCUCACACCUCGAGCAACCAGUGACACUACUUAACCCAGCGCGUGGACUACGACCCUCGUAGCUCCAACUGAAGUCGUUACCGAUGACUUCGACUUUGUUCACUUUAUGUCCCCUUCUCGGGACUGCCCUUGACAAGUUCACGACCUCCACGUCGUGCUCACCGUAGCUUGUCCAGGACUGACACAUUUAAAAUUACAACAUACACUUUCGUCACUUACACAACCAACAACUGCCUCUUUCACUAAAUCAACAUCUUUUUCCAGUAAAAAAUUCAAAAUUCCCAGUUGUAUAUCAACUGACUCUUGUACAUUAUAAGUAUAGGCAAAAGCUGCAUCAAAAUCAUCUUGUCCAUCAAGACAGUUACUAUUACUAACGUGUGGAACAUCCAUACCAAAAUCACCACGUGAAGUUAUAUCACUGUGAACACCCGCACCAAAAAACUCUAUUUCCCCUUGUACCUCUACAUCGUCUACUUCAACCAUUCUGACCUCCUCCCUCGAAACUGAAACUAAAAAUAACUCCUCGCCCCUACACUCAGUCAUGCUUGCCCUCAUAUCCUCGGGAUAGUUGAUCUCCUCCAGAAAAUCUGACAUUUUCUCAGUGACCUCUUUUUCCUCUGCUAACAAAAUAACACAUUCCUUAUCAUUUUCCCAAGUUUCUAAUUUAUCCAACGGAACAAUCCUCCUCUUAUCUGCCCCUGUGUCUUCAAAAUACUCUUCAACUAUUCCUAACUGAAAAAAUUCCCAUUCAUCAUUUCUCCUAUUGUCCCCCUUCUCAGUUUUAUUUUUAUUAUCUGCCAGUUCUACCCACGACUUGCUCUCUCUGCACCAUCUCAGCUCAUCCCCUCUACUAUUGACCUCAUCUAUUUUUUCCCAACUAUUGUUCUUAUAGUUCCAUCUAAAAAAAAUCCCUGUUAUUUUCCCCUUCUAUUAUGUAAUCACUAUCGUCUCUUUCCCCUUCUGACCAGUCAUCUCUAACGUACGGAUUUAAACAAUUUAUACUAACUACCCCGUCUAUUCUAUUCUCUUCAACUAAGUCAGUACUAAUCUGUUUUAUCUCCUUUUCCUUGCCUAACAAAAUACUUUUACGGUCCUUACCUUCUACUAAAGACUCCCAAUUUCCUUAACGUUAUUUCUACCUAUCCUAGCCACAAAUCUCCCAGCCCUUUCUUCUUCUCUACACCAUGCCUCAAACUCAGCCUCUUGCUUCUUUAUUAGGUUCCUUUUCCACUCUCGUUUUUCCCGUGCUAUUUUCUCAUCUAGCUGUGCCAAUUCUUCGGCUCGCUGUCUAUCCCGUUCUUCCCUCUCCUUAGCUCUAACGCGUUCCCGUUCUUCCCUCUCUAGCUGACGUUUCCGAUCUUCCCUCUCUUCGCUUAUCCUUUUCUCUACCCACCUAAUAAUGGCUUCCCCAUUAUAACCUAUUAUCUCCGCCUCCUCCCUAAAUUCUAAUAUUAGCUCAUCUAAAUCCAUGUCAGAUGAUCACUAAAGUACCCUAUAGCAGUAACAAAAUCAAAACAUGUCAGAUAAUCACUAAAGUAUCCUAUAGCAGUAACAAAAUCAAAACAUGUCAGAUAAUCACUAAAGUACCCUAUAGCAGUAACAAAAUCAAAACAUGUCAGAUAAUCACUAAAGUACCCUAUAGCAGUAACAAAAUCAAAACAUGUCAAAUAAUCACUAAAGUACCCUAUAGCAGUACCAAAAAAAAAAAAAAUACAUCAACCCUAUGCAACAACAAAUCUAAAUUAAACUAAUCACCCGGUCUUGUCCUUGAUCUUGGGUCCCAAAUGUAGCUGACUUGCGUAGGCGUACAACCGCAGUAGGGUACAUUCACACGGGUACAGCAUCAGUGUCACAGUGUUACAGCAGUGUCGGCAACAAGCAGGGUAAGGCGACCAACAGGGUAUGGUAGCCAGCAGGAUAAGGCAACCACACUGGAUACGGCAGCACCAGGAUAGGGCAACCACAGGAUAGGGCAACCGCAGGAUAGGGCAACCACAGGAUACGGCAACCACGCAGGAUACGGCAACCACACAGGAUACGGCAACCACACAGGAUACGGCCACACAGGAUACGGCAACACAGGGUACGGCAACCAGCAGGGUUGGCAACAGCAGGGUAAGGCGACCAACAGGGUAUGGUAGCCAGCAGGGUCAGCAAAACCGGGUACGGCAAACAGGCAAAAAUAGGGUAAGGCGACCAACAGGGUAUGGUAGCCAGCAGGGUCAGCAAAACGGGGUACGGCAACCAGGCAACCACACAGGAUACGGCAAAACACUUGAUCUGACAACACAAAGGCAACCAAACUGGAUACGGUAGCCACAGGAUACGGCAACACCACAGUAUACGGCAACACCACAGGAUACGGCAACCACAUAGGAUACGGCAAUCACACAGGAUACGGCAACACAGGAUAUGGCAACCAGGAGGGUUGGCAACAGCAGGGUAGGGCAGCCAGCAGGAUCGUUGCAGUUUCAGACGGGCCCCCAAAUGUUACGAACUUUGUUAUGCUUCAACUAUCUCCAAAUGUUACAAUCUUUUCAUACUUGAAAUGUUACGGCUCUCUCUCCGUUGUCUAGGGUGUAUGACAUAAAACGCAAAAGGUCCAUUGUAACAAUAUAUAUAAUAUUUAUUCGAUACUUCAUAAAUCAGGAUACUGCUAUUUAAUGACAAUAUAUAUAGAGCGUGAAACAUUCAUCAGUCCAACUACCACUCUCUCCUAUCACUACUGCUAACGCUGACGACUAACUGACUCCGACUCUCACUGGCUCUGACUGACUCUGACUGACUCUCUCUCUCACUAACCUCUAGGCAACACACAUCCCUUUUAUAUAACCACACAACAACUCAGCCUACGCAACCGUUCCACAUCACGGACUAACUUUCACGCUCUGACCACUCGACCAACAACUCACAAAACACUCCCACGAUUCACGACUCCCCUUACCCGAUACUCUCAACAACUCUCGCUCACAACAGUAAGGAAAGGUCAUGUGAUGAGUUUUAUUGAGGGAACCCAGGAGUCAGGUAAGGAAAGGUCAUGUGAUGAAUUUUACUGAGAAACCCAGGAGCAAGGUAAGGAAAGAUCAUGUGAUGAGUUUGACUGGGGAAACCCAGGAGCCAGUUAAGGAAAGGUCAUGUGAUGAGUUUGACUGAGGAAACCCAGGAGUCAGGAAAGGAAAGGUCAUAUGAUGAGUUUGACUGGGGAAACCCAGGAGUCAGGUAAGGAAAGGUCAUGUGAUGAGUUUGACUAGGGAAACCCAGGAGCAAGGUAAGGAAAGAUCACGUGAUGAGUUUGACUGAGGAAACCCAAGAGCCAGGUAAGGAAAGGUCAUGUGAUGAGUUUGACUGAGGAAACCCAGGAGCCAGGUAAGAAUGUCAUGUAUUGAGUUUGACUGAGGAAAUCCAGCAGCCAGGUAAGGAAAGGUUAUGUGAUGAGUUUGACAGAGGAAACCCAGGAGCCAUGUAAGUAUGUCAUGUAUUGAGUUUGACUGAGGAAAUCCAGCAGCCAGGUAAGGAAAGGUCCUAUGUUGAGUUUGAUGAAAUCUAGCAGCCAGGUAAGGAAAGGUUCUAUGCUGAGUUUGACUGUGGAAACCUAGCAGCCAGAUAAGAAAGGUCACGGGAUAAAUUAGUUUGAGCCGAUAUGUCCAGGAAUCAGGACCUAAAGUUUGUUUUAGGUCGUGAGAGAUUCCUUAAUACACAAAGUCUGGUCGAAUUACCAUAACGCCAGAUACAAUUUUUAUUUAACAUUUCUUUUAACACAUGGAACUAUUUACUUCAGGGGUUGGGCAAAGUGCGGCCCAUGGGCUGCAUGCGGCCUACAAUGUUAAAUUUUGUGGCACGCCUGAUGUUUAAAAAAUGAACGUAUUUCUUCAUUUAGUUUAGGAUUAUUUUCGCUCUUUUUUUUUUCUAAGUACGUCUAGAAUCAAAACUACAUACAGUUAUGUGUCGAAAUGGCUUCCCAGAUACCCCCCCCCCGUAUUUUCACCCUUUUGGUGGCAAUCCUUGAUUUCCACUCCGUCGCCCACAUUCGUGAAUAAAAUUUACAGCAACCAGCACAAUUUUACAACAAAGCAUUCUUUAUUUUUCUCUUGAAGAAGUUAAUUUCGAUUUAAAUAUGAUCAGUUUAUUGCUGUGUAUGGCGGGAUGAGUAGAUGUGUUAUUCUGUGAGGAAUAUGGUCUUUAACAAUAAAUGAAUAAUUGCUUACAUCGAUCGUAAAGUCUAUAUUGAAUCAACCCACAUUCCAUUCAUGACACACACAACCCUUAAAUUAAAACAAUACUGUUCGGGGUAUACUAUUGUGGUUUCUCCUUUUCUCUGUAUAUUGUCUGACUUAAGGAACGCUGCUCUUUCAUUGGAAUGACAGAAGAGUGAAGACAUAAAGACACGAUAGAUUUGACCAACGUCUAUGUUUCUUAAUUCAGGUGUGACCAAAAAUGAGGACAGUGACCGAUCCAUCAUAAUAAUGGGUGUGUUGGGUGGAGCUCUCGGCCUCUUACUUAUCUCCACCAUCAUCUCAUGCUGCCUGCUGGUGAGACAGAAGGCCCGUGAAAAGAAACACUCGGAGUAUGACAGCAUUGGUAGCAGCUCUUCGUAUCAACGAAGCUAUGUCGCUGCUUCGGGGUCGGGUAAGGAUGGCACAGGUUGGUAGAACAGGUUUUGUAAUGAAAAGGGUUGUAUGUAAUACAUGGACUCUUCAAGAUGGGGAGAUCAAUUACUUGUAUAUUAAGUAGAAAACCUCAAAUAUUGACUGAAUUAGUUUUGAUCUUCACUUAUCAAAUACUUGUUAAUACAUUUAAGGUGGGUAACUUUUUUCAUUAAUAUGGUGAUCAGAUGCCAUAACAUCUUCUCUUUUAAAUCGUAAAUCUUGUAGAGAACGUAUGUGUUUUUACUGAUGCAUAUUUGAUCAAUGUCGUUUUCUGUUCGGUUAUCAUGGGACAACCCAGUUAUCUUGUGGAUAUUUUUAUGCUGGAAUACCUUACUCCCAAAUAACGAGCUCAUUUGCCGCGCAGAAGUCUGCUAGUCUUUGAUCGUUUUCAUUUAUCUCCCUUUAAAUCUUAGUAUACCUUAAAAAAAAUUCAGCAUAUCAAGUGCUCAACUUUUCUUAAGAUAUUGAAUUUGCACGCUAACAGCAAAUAAUCUUUUAAAAAGGUUUAAACUACACAUCGAUUCUACAGAUUAAUUCAAUCAACAGGAUAAUAAUAGCAGGACGGGAUUAAUUGUGGCGGCAUUUGUAGAUUUUGAUUUUUUUUCCUUUAAAGUUCCACUAAAAUGUGAUGAAAUAUUUUUUUCAACUUAGGCACAAUGUGACGUAACCACACACGUUAUCUUAAACAGAGUAAUUCGUUGACAGUUAGAGCAGGUUUACACCUGACGGAUUAGGGUUUUAUCCUUAUUGUAGUCAUGGAUCUGGUGUCACAUAAAUAGUGACAUGUCGGUACUUAUGAAGGAACUGUGAGACAUUUUUCUCUCUAAAAGCUGUGUUCCUGAGAUUGCGUAGGAUGGAAGAAACGCUUUUCAUGCCAUUUAUUACAAUUUCCUUAUAUGAGCUAUACAGAUUUAAAAAAUCUUGAUUUUCCACUGCGGCUAACUUUUUCAUGAACAUUUGAUGUACGUUUUUAUAGGUGCCCAAAAAAAUGAACAUCUUUCCUGUGUGCGGUGCGUAAGAGCUUUGGUGAUUACAUUAGGGCAUUGUGUUGUGUGUUCAUUUACUUGUGUGAACGUUGUGUUGUGUGUUCAUUUACUUGUGUGAACGGUGUGUUGUGUGUUCAUUUACUUGACGUCUGAACGUUGUGUUGUGUGUUCAUUUACUUGUGUGAACGUUGUGUGUUCAUUUACUUGACGUCUGAACGUUGUGUUGUGUGUUCAUUUAUUUGACGUCUGAACAUUGUGUUGUGUGUUCAUUUACGUGGCGUCUGAACAUUGUGUUGUGUGUUCAUUUACUUGACGUCUGACCAUUGUGUUGUGUGUUCAUUUACUUGACGUCUGACCAUUGUGUUGUGUGUUCAUUUACUUGACGUCUGACCAUUGUGUUGUGUGUUCAUUUACUUGACGUCUGACCAUUGUGUUGUGUGUUCAUUUACUUGACGUCUGACCAUUGUGUUGUGUGUCAUUGUUGAAUAAUACUUUCUAGACCAAAUUGUGGGAUCUUUUUUUCAAAAUAGCAACAGUUUUUAUCAAUUUUAAAACAAUACUAUUAAAUGAAAUUAGAAUAAAUAACAUCAAGGUCAGUUGUAAUUCUAAUACUGUAAAGUUGUUUUUUUAAAUGACCUAGCUUUGAAACAAGGCUACACUUAAACUAAACAUAUUACCAAUAAGUUAUGCUGGCAUCCGUAUUUUCUUUUUCUUGUUCUAUUCAUCUUUAGUCGACUACAGCAGUAUUUCUUACCCACCUGAGAGGUCCGGCCAGACUCUAGAACAUCAGCCAAAGGGGGUAACAUCUCAACUCCAGCGACCCCCUCUACCUCCAUUGCGUGAAUCCCUGUAUAGUCUAUCUUAUUAUCCAGGACCUAAGACGGAUGAUUAUGUUACUCCAACAGAUACCCCAUACAAUGUCACCCAGGUGUACUGAAGGCUAGGAAAAGAGUGACUAACUUUAUGGCAUAACGUGUAUGCUAUUUAUACACUUAACAUAUUAUUUUAAUGCUUAUUGUAUUAAUUAAAUUCUAAAUAAUAUUCAUUUUAGUUAAAGAUUUUUUAAAUAAUAGAAAUAGUGAAAAAAUCAAGUAUAAUCAUAUUAUCAGUAUAUUUGCAUGAAUGCAGAGAGAAGCUAUCAUAGAUGCACAUAAAGAGAAUUGCAUAUGAAGAUAAAAAUGAAAGAGAAUGUUUAUGUAGAAAGAGUAAAUUAUUGAGUUGUAUUUAAAGAAAAGAAAAACAUCAAAAUUUGUGUGUGUAAAAUGCUAAGUUUGUGCGU
Molecule: messenger RNA, 9272 nt
Organism: Lymnaea stagnalis (great pond snail)
Lineage: Eukaryota; Metazoa; Mollusca; Gastropoda; Lymnaeidae
Source: the annotation of a GenBank genome assembly